CUUAGUAUAAUUAGCACCACCCGUGUAACCAUAAGCUGAGCUCCACAAAAAAUUCCCCUCUCUAUCCUCCAUGGCGACGCCGCUCUCUCACUCCUCCUCAUUCCACCGGUUCCACUCUCUCUCCUCAUUACCCACAUCAUCAUCAUCUUCAUCUUCAACAACGCCUGUAAUUCAUUGCUCUCUCCCCUCCUUCGUCGCCUCUUUUAUUCCGGUACAACUCCCAACGAAACCAGAAAUUCCCUUCUUGUCCGCCUUUUCUUCUUUCAAAAUCCUCCAACCGCCGAUCCAUAUCCCUCUCCAACCAAUUUUACUGUUCAGCGGCUUCGAUAGGCCUGUGGACACUCAGACAUUUCUCGCCACCAUCAGCGUUUUGGCCGCCAUUGCUCUCUCCCUCUUUUUGGGUCUCAAGGGUGACCCUGUUCCUUGUGAGAGGUGUGCUGGAAAUGGAGGGACUAAAUGCGUCUUUUGUAAUGAUGGUAAGAUGAAGGAAGAAACAGGAAUGGUUGAUUGCCGGGUGUGCAAGGGUGCAGGAUUGAUACUUUGCAAGAAGUGUGCAGGUUCUGGAUACUCGAGACGUCUUUGAGUUAGACGAGUAAAUUUUGCAUUGCUAUGUGUUGAUCCCCUGUAUUUUUCAGCCCAGAAGAUGGUUUACUGGAAGCUAAUCCUUAGAAAGGGAAGAUAGGGAAAGUAGAUUCUUUUCUGUAUAUCCAUGCUUUCUUUUGAGUUCUCAUUUCUUCAAUUACAACCAUUUCAGUUCAUCUUAGGGUUGCUUAAUGUGAUCCACUAUUAAAUGCCUCA
Molecule: messenger RNA, 798 nt
Organism: Rhododendron vialii
Lineage: Eukaryota; Viridiplantae; Streptophyta; Magnoliopsida; Ericales; Ericaceae
Product: protein SPA, chloroplastic
Exons: 4
Coding region: 71-583 (170 amino acids)
Source: RefSeq, a predicted model, not a curated record